Molecule: messenger RNA, 1089 nt
Organism: Oppiella nova
Lineage: Eukaryota; Metazoa; Arthropoda; Arachnida; Sarcoptiformes; Oppiidae
Source: the annotation of a GenBank genome assembly
AUGGUGAGCAGUGACUACGAAGUGGCCGCACAUCUCAUUAAAGCCAUCAAAACGCUACUGGAGUUCACGGCAGAGGAGGAACGGGUGGUCCGGGAGACCAUAGCGUCGAGAAUCACAUUUAUAUUGAAAAUAUCGCAUAAACGUGAAUCGGAUGGAGCUAUUGACCAACCUAAGCUAGCGAUUACACCGUUUGUGGACGUAACAAUCACCCAGACACUUUCCAUGAAAUGUGUCAAUGCAAAAUCGGGCGCUGAGUUCCCUGUGUCGCAACCACUUAUCUACCCUGCUAAAAUCACCUGUAACGGUUACCAAACAACUGACAGGUCCAUGGAUCAGGAAAUCGAGAUUUCUAGCGACAAAACGGUCCUGUUCAAAAUUAACGACUUAUCCACGCACUUAGCGUACGCCAAUGCCAAUAUGUUCCGGGUGCAAAUGGGCACUGUCAGUGAGGGUCCUUGCGCAGGUGAUAGUUUUACAUGGAUUAUGUCAUACUUGCCGGAUGACCUGGAUGGAUGCACCAGUAGUAAAGGGGUGUCCCGUUAUACUGUGAACUACGCUAUAUCACAUGUCAAGGGAUCCAAGUGCUCAGUAGGUGUAAAAAAAUCGCAUAAACGUGACACGGAUGGGGCUAUUGAUUUACCUAAGCUGGCCAUUACACCAUUUGUUGACACAAAUAUCACCUUGUCGGUCUCCAUGAACUGUGUCAGCUCAAAAACUGGUGCCAAAUUCCCUGCCACUCAACAAAUAAUCUUCCCUGCUCCUAUAACUUGUAACGGCUACCUAACAAUUGACAAGAGCCUGGAUGAGAAAAUCGAAAUUACUAGCGAUAAAACGGUCUUGUUCAAAGUUAACAAUUUGUCUACAUAUUUAGCUUAUGCUGAUGGUAAUUUAUUCCGGGUCCAAAUGGGAACUGUUAAUGAAGGUCCUUGCCAUGGUGAUAGUUUUAGGUGGACCCUGUCAUUCUUGCCGGAUAACCGGGAUGGUUGCACCAGUAGUGAGGGGGUGUCCCGUUGGACUAUGAACUACGGUAUGUCACUUGUUAGAGGAUCCAAGUGCUCCGUGGAUUGUACCCUCGAUACCGGUAGCUAG